UGACCUUAGCGCUCGUGAAAGGACAGACACAUCCAAUUUUUUGAUCCCGCAAAAUAAAAAAGAGAGGAAAGGCGGGCGAUGAAAUGAAGUAAAGAAACCCUCCCUGGUGAAAAAAACCCGCGAAUUUGAAUUCCCUUCCUACUUGCUGGGGGCAAUCGGGAGCGUCAAGAACUUUGUGAGACCCAAAGUGAAGCGGGACACCGGGAGAAGUGUCCCGCCGUCUCGGGCGCACUUGCUCGAUGUUGGAAAGAACCUCGCGUUGUGCUGGAGAGGAAGUCGCUGGUCGAAAACCUCAGCAAAGGCCCGAAACCCGUUGUGAAAGUGAAAAGGUGAAUGUUGAUGAGAUACAACGCAUCAGAAGGAACUCAAGGAACAGGACAAGUUGUGGAAUUUGUCUCUAGUCACAAAUCGAAAGAUGUCAAGCGGCGGCACAGUAUGAUUAGUAAAUCCCCAAAGUAUACCGAACGCUCCGAUGAUAGGAAGGAAGCAAGCGAAGAUGACAACGACAACUCGGAGGAUGAAGUGAUGAAAAAAAGCGAAGGAAAGAUCAGAACAAGUCGUGGAAGCGCGAGUCCAAAAAAGGUCGCCAGCCGGCAACGGACUGGAGCUCAGGGGAAGCGACGGUGGGGCACCGCCGAAUUCGAGCGACGUGGCCAGAAAAUGAAGAAAAACAUAAAGAGAGAAAGGCGUACGAAAGAUGCGACCUGAGGAUUUGAUGGACACGCCAUUUCAAGAGAUUCGCCGCCAGCGUGGACAACAUCUGGGAGAGUCUUGAAGACGUGGACCUAACUGGCGCAGGUGACGACGGUGAUGAUUGAAAUACCAGAGGAGUUGCUCCUCCGGAACGCACCAGUGAGCGAGUUAUGCAGCGAUUGCAAGAUGAAAGAGAUGGGCAUCUUUUAUACGUGUUCGUCUCAGAAAUUGGUGAAAUUCAUGAACGUCCUGGAGAAGAAUCAGGACAGUGUUAAACUGUCCACGUUGAUGAACCAUGGUAACGAUUCCAUGGAUGAGGAGCGGCUGUGGCGCGACCUCAUCUUGGAGCGGGUGACCAAGUCGGCCGACGCCUGCCUGACGGCGCUCAACAUCAUGACCUCGCCGCGCGUACCCAAGGUGGUUUUCAUCGAAGACGUCAUCGAGCGGGUGUUGCAGUACACCAAGUACCACAUGCAGAACUCCUUGUACCCCCAGUACGACCCCACCUACCGAUUAGAUCCCCACGGAGGUGGCGGGCAUAAUUCCAAAGGCAAGAAAAUCAAAAGGUCAAGCCAUAAGCAAAAGACAGUGCUCCAGCUCUACGGCAAAGUGUGUGACAUCAUCAGCAACCUUUCGGAGCUGGUGGAGAUCCAGCUGCUGACCGACAACACCAUUCUCCAGGUGUCCACCUUGGGUAUCACGCCAUUUUUCGUGGAGAACGUCAGCGAGCUGCAGUUGUGUGCCAUCACUUUGGUGACGGCGGUGUUCUCCCGCUACAGAAAGCACAGGCAGCUCAUUCUUGAAGAGAUCUUCAACUCUAUGGCCAGGCUGCCGUCCAGUAAACGCAAUUUGAGAAACUUCAGAUUAAACAGCAGCGAUGGAGGCAGCAACCAUAUCCAGAUGGUCACCGCCUUGGUUCUUCAGCUCAUCCAGUGCGUGGUGCAGCUGCCUUCCUCAAAGGACGGAGACGACGAACACAAUAAGAAGGUGGACAAAGACGUCCUCAUCACAAAUUCCUAUGAGACUGCCAUGAGGACCGCUCAGAACUUCCUGUCAGUGUUCCUCAAGAAGUGUGGCAGUAAGCAGGGCGAGGACGACUUCAGGCCUCUCUUCGAAAACUUUGUCCAUGACCUCCUGUCCACUGUCAACAAACCCGAGUGGCCCGCUGCCGAACUGCUGCUCAGUUUGCUGGGUCGCCUCUUGGUGCACCAGUUUAGUAACAAGCAGACAGAGAUGGCGCUGCGGGUGGCGUCGCUGGAUUAUCUCGGCACUGUCGCUUCUCGCCUGCGUAAAGAUGCCGUCAGUAGCAAGAUGGACCAAAAGGCCAUUGACCGCAUCCUUAAAGAGUUUCCCGGGAACGACGAGACGCAUCAACUCCAGAGGGCCCUGUUGUGCUACAUAGAGGAGAGCAGCGAAAUCGAUCCCGCUCUCGUCUUUGCCAGGAAUUUCUACAUCGCCCAGUGGUACAGGGACAUCACCAGCGAGGCGGACAAGGCAAUGAAGUCGCACGACGACGACGACGACCCAAAAGCUUUAUUUGCCGUCAACGACGUCGACUCCGCCGAGGAGAUUGUGCAGCGGGCCGAAUCGCGGAAAAAGUUCUUGCGCAAGAUUAUCAGAAACUCUCACACCAGGAUCAGCUCGGACGCAAUUGACUACAGGGACUCUUGUUUGAUUGUCCAAUACCUCGCCUCUAUGAGGCCGUUCUCACAGAGUUCUGAUAUUUAUUUAUCACAGAUCCUGAGAGUGCUCGGUGAGAGCGCCAUCGCAGUCAGAACAAAAGCCAUGAAGUGUUUGUCCGAGGUUGUGGCGGUGGACCCGAGCAUUCUCGCAAGGUCCGACAUGCAGCGUGGCGUUCACGGCCGCCUCAUGGACAACUCCACCAGCGUGCGCGAGGCCGCCGUGGAGCUCGUCGGACGCUUUGUGCUCAGUCGGCCCGAGCUCAUCGAGCAAUACUACGACAUGCUCAUCGAGAGGAUUUUGGACACGGGCAUCAGCGUGAGGAAAAGAGUCAUCAAGAUCCUGAGGGAUAUUUGUCUGGAGCUGCCGGAUUUCCACAAAAUCACCGAGAUGUGCGUCAAGAUGAUCCGAAGGGUCAACGACGAGGAGGGGAUUAAGAAACUGGUGAAUGAGACCUUCCAGAAAAUCUGGUUCACGCCAACACCAAGUCAUGACAAAGACGCCAUGAUCAGAAAAAUCCUGAACAUCACCGACGUGGUGCUCGCGUGUAAAGAUACCGGCUACGAUUGGUUCGAGCAGCUUCUCCAGAAUCUCCUUAAAUCAGAAGAAGCCGCUUCUUACAAACCAGCUAAGAAGGCCUGCAGUCAACUAGUGGACAAUCUGGUGGAGCACUUAGUGAAAUAUGAAGAGUCCAUUGCAGAGUGUGAGGACAAAGGCGUCAACUCGGGUCGCCUGGUGGCGUGCGUCACCACGCUGUACUUAUUCAGCAAGAUCCGACCACAGCUGAUGGUCAAACACGCCAUGACCAUGCAGCCCCACCUGAACACUAAAGGCAACAAUCAGAACGACUUGAUGUUGAUUUGCAACGUGGCCAAGAUCCUGGAGCUGGUCGUGCCUCUGAUGGACAAUCCCAGCGAGAAUUUCCUCACUACCAUCGAAGAGGACCUCAUGAAGUUGAUUAUCAAAUACGGAAUGAUGGUCGUGCAGCACUCCGUAAGCUGUCUCGGUGCCGUGGUAAACAAGGUCACACACAACUACAAGUUUGUUUGGGCUUGUUUCAAUCGUUUCUACGGCGCCUUGGCCAAACUCAAGACCCAGCACCAGGAGGAUCCCGACAGUCCCACCUUGGUGACGAACAAGCCCACACUGCUCCGCUCGCUAUUCACGGUCGGUGCUUUGUGUCGACACUUUGAUUUUGACCAAGAGGAGUUCAAGGGUGCCAAUAAGCUCCUCAUUAAGGACAAAGUCUUGGAAGUUCUUUUGUAUUUUACCUCGCACAAAGAUGAGGUGGUCCAAGUCAAGGCCUUGAUCGGUUUAGGCUUCCAGUUCAUCAUGCACCCGGAGCUAAUGUUCGCGCAGGACGUGAAGAUUCUCUACAACAACAUUCUGUCCGACGAGCACAGUCUGGUCAGUUUGAAGGUCCAGGUGCUUAAAAACAUGCAGACAUAUCUACAGGAGGAGGACUCGAGAAUGCUGGAAGCCGACCGUGACUGGAAGGAGAAGGCCAAACAGGAAGAUCUGAAAGAGAUGGGCGAUAUCUCGUCGGGCAUGAGCAGCUCCAUCAUUCAGAUCUACCUGAAGCAAGUGUUGGACUCCUUCCUGCACGGGCAGUCCACAGUCCGCCACUUUGCUCUCAGCGUUAUCACGUUGACGCUCAGUCAGGGCCUCAUCCACCCUGUGCAGUGCGUUCCCUACUUAAUUGCCAUGGGAACUGAUCCGGAGCCAACCAUGAAGAACAAGUCUGAUCAACAACUGGUGGAUAUCGACAAGAAGUAUUCAGGCUUUAUUCAUAUGAAAGCCGUAGCAGGGCUGAAGUUGUCCUACCAGAUCCAGCGGGCCAUCGCCGGAUCCAAAGAAGCGAUCAUCCGAGGCUUCCGUCACCAGGACACCGACGCGGCCCUCUGCGCUCAUCUGUACACUUUGGUCCGGGGGAACCGCCAACAUCGGCGAGCCUUCCUCAUCUCUCUGCUCAACAUGUUUGACGACAGCUCCAGAGCCGAAGUGAACUUGCUGCUAUUCGUGGCGGACAACUUGGCCUGCUUCCCAUACCAGACGCAGGAAGAGCCUCUUUUCAUCAUGCACCACGUGGACAUCACUCUGUCAGUUUCUGGCAGCAACCUGCUGCAGUCUUUUCAAGAGUCUUUAAGAAAAGGACCAAUUCCAAGGCCGAAGAAAAUAAAGAAGAAAAAAAAGAAGAAGGAGAAGAAGGCCAAGCCUCGGAAGAUGCGAGACAGCUCUGACGACAGCGAGGAGAGCAGCAGCCAAUCCAGUAGCAGCAGCAGCAGUAGUAGCAGCAGCAGCAGCAGCAGUGAGGAGGAGGCGGAAAAGCUCCACACGCAAUCUGACUCCGACAUGGAUGACGAGGAUGUGGUGAUGGCCCGCCUACCCGAGGACCAGAAGCCUCUGUUGGACUUUUCCCUGGCUUCGCAGGGAAUCCUACUGCUGCUCAUGCUCAAACAACACCUCAAGAAUUUAUACGGCUUCUCAGACAGCAAAAUCCAGAAAUACUCACCAACGGAAUCGGCCAAGGUGUACGACAAGACGGUGAACAGGAAAUCCAAGGUGCACUUCAAUCCUCGCCAGACUCUGGAAUUUCUGAAGGUCGGUCUAUCCAGCUCUGACAUCAGCUACGAGACCAGGAAGUCCAUCGUCAAACAGUACUUACACUUCAAAGUGCUGAUGGACCACCUGGACCGCGAGGAAGAUGAAGAGGAGGGCGAGGCCAGCGCCAACGCCAGAAACAAAGCAAUCACCUCGUUGCUCCAGGGCCCCAAAUACCGAAACCACAACCACAACAAUCACAGGGCGCAGAUCGAGUCCGAGGAUGAGGAGAGCGAGGAUGAAGAUCCCCCGGCGCAGAAGUCACGGCGAGGCGACGACUCUGCAGAGGACUACGGCCACAUGAACGAGAGCGUGGACGUCACGGACGUGGUGGCCAUCUGCUGUCCCAAAUACAAAGACAGGCCGCAGAUCGCCAGGGUGGUGCAGAAGACCAAAAGCGGCUACAGCGUACACUGGAUGUCCGGCACUUACUCAGGGCCCUGGGUUGUGGCCAAGAAACGGGACGGUCGCAAAAAGGUGCCUUGGUUGGACAAUAUUAAGGAGGCGGACAUUAUUUAUAAGAAAAUCUCCUUAACAAGCGGACAAAAGCUGACUAACAAAGUGGCACAGACGUUACGAGCACUAUACGCCGCCAAGGACGGGACUAAACAUUAGACAAUACUCUGGCAGCGCAGCACCACAUGGAUCCAGUAUGUUACAGAGACGAUCAAAGCUCUUUCUAUUUAAGGACCUCAUAGACCAAGUUGAAGUUAACACACCAGGAACAACUGUUUCAAAAAAACAUUGGGUGGGAGCUCCUUCGCUGUUGUGCAGCAACCCGGUUCGUUUUUACUCCCACUGACUGUAUUAUAGUUGAACUAAAAAAAUAUGUUUAUAUCUGAAAAUAAUUCUGUAAAAAGAAGGAAAAAAAGAAAAGUGAAUGUUGGAAAUUAGUGUAUUGACGUUCUUAAUAAAGUGUUUUUGGACUUUAAA
Messenger RNA from Syngnathus acus (greater pipefish), 5907 nucleotides. RefSeq names its product nipped-B-like protein B. Gene Ontology annotation, molecular function: chromatin binding. Gene Ontology annotation, cellular component: Scc2-Scc4 cohesin loading complex. NCBI's taxonomy places the organism in Eukaryota, Metazoa, Chordata, Actinopteri, Syngnathiformes, Syngnathidae. Gene Ontology annotation, biological process: brain development; regulation of gene expression; replication-born double-strand break repair via sister chromatid exchange. The record is from RefSeq and is a predicted model, not a curated record.